UCGAAAACCAAGCCCCAUCAUCAAGCCAAAAAAGCUGCAAUUCGAUCCAUCUCCGCCGGAAACGCAGCCGAUAUCUCCACCCUUCCCAAUACGCACGACCCAAUAAUACAACAAGAAACAAACGUACAGCCUACAAAUUUAUAAGGCAUGAACCUUCAUCCAAGACAUGGUAACGGCACCACCCAAGCUUGCGCUGCUUGUAGGUACCAACGCAGGAAGUGCGCUCCCGACUGUAUUCUCGCCCCUUAUUUUCCUCACGAUCGCCAAAAACAAUUCCUCAACGCACAUAAAUUGUUUGGAGUGAGCAAUAUCACAAAGAUCAUCAAGAAUCUUGACCAACCCGACAAGGACGAGGCUAUGCGCACCAUCAUUUUCCAGUCCAACGUCCGUGCCAAUGAUCCUGUCGGUGGAUGUUACAGAUUGAUACGGGAUUUGCAGCGUUUGAUCGAUUACAACAAGGCCGAGCUCGAUAUUGUUCUACACCAACUUGCCAUAUGCCGAGCUCAGGCUCAUGAUCAACAGCCUGAUCACUCCCAAAUUCCAAACGUAUUAGAUGCUGCAUUCAACUCCGAGAAUGAUCAUAUUAAUAUUAGUGCAGAUCCGACUCUGGGUUCAUGCAACGCAUCAGAGCAAUAUCAUAAUCUUGGACAGCAUCAAGAACCAUACUUUGUUAUUAAUAAUGAUAGUUUGCAAGAAGAUGUUAAUGCAUGGGCCGUGCAAGAUUCUUUGUCGUUGUCAUCUUUGCACAUUAAGCAUGGCGCUGCCGAUGAAUGCGAUGAUACCAAGCUGAUUUUUGAGAGAUCUUGUGAAAGAAACGAGAUGAAGUUCGAGGCUGAAGAUCAAAGAGUCGAAAGGAGUUACGAGGCCAUUUUAAGGAUAGGCAAUGAAGAAGAUGGCUCUUGCAUCCAGCAAGAUCAUGAUCAUCACGAUGACAUUCAUGAUGAUGAUCAGGACCAUGAUCUAAAAGGUGCAGCUACUUUAUUUACCCUCACAAAUUGUAAUAGUUGAGAAAUUAGUAAGUCGUACGUACAUGUAUUAAAGAAUACGCGUAUAUAUACACAUAGCAUGCAGGAUAUUAUAUAUAAAUAUACUAGUAGAGAAGCAACGUGCAAUA
Carya illinoinensis is the source of this 1114-nucleotide messenger RNA. RefSeq names its product LOB domain-containing protein 22-like. The coding region runs from base 148 to 1008 and encodes 286 amino acids. The record is from RefSeq and is a predicted model, not a curated record. The transcript has 2 exons. NCBI's taxonomy places the organism in Eukaryota, Viridiplantae, Streptophyta, Magnoliopsida, Fagales, Juglandaceae.